This is a messenger RNA of Saccharomyces cerevisiae S288C, 363 nucleotides long. RefSeq lists its product as uncharacterized. NCBI's taxonomy places the organism in Eukaryota, Fungi, Ascomycota, Saccharomycetes, Saccharomycetales, Saccharomycetaceae. The coding region runs from base 1 to 363 and encodes 120 amino acids. The record is from RefSeq and is marked reviewed. The transcript has a single exon. Gene Ontology annotation, cellular component: membrane.
AUGUCACAGAUUACAUCAAAAGGUCGGCGUAUACUGGAUAAGAAAAUCCGAACUUUUCCGGUGGGCUUUACCAGCAGAAAAGUGGCCGGGCAUGUAUUAAAUAUAUCACCGUAUUUUCUGCUGGCUUUUUCUUAUGCAGAGAACAAAGGCCAGAGUGCCUUCGAGGAAAUUAAAGGGAGCAAUGUGAUAGAUAUGUCCUGUGUCAUUUGCUUCAAUUUUUCCUGCCAUUUAUUUGUAGUUAUAUUUAUAUCUAGAUCAACCGAAACUAUACCAACGACGAAGCUGCUUCUUAGUAAAUAUAUUUUCUACUGUGUCAACGCAUUGGAACUGACAUUGUUCUUAUCCUAUAAGUCAUACAGUUGA